Messenger RNA from Varroa destructor (honeybee mite), 669 nucleotides. RefSeq lists its product as uncharacterized. The record is from RefSeq and is a predicted model, not a curated record. NCBI's taxonomy places the organism in Eukaryota, Metazoa, Arthropoda, Arachnida, Mesostigmata, Varroidae.
AUGUCACGUUAUGCUGAACACGAUGACUGGAGAGGUGAGUGCUUGGAAGCUAGUGCAAGAAAGUCAAGCACCCUAUAUGAUCGCCACGAGAUUAAAUAUAGGCCUUACACAAAGGUAUUUAUCGGCUGUCAGAUCGACGACCCAGCUAUCCGGGACCGCAUCUUCAAGCUUCAGCAGCGGCUAAUUCAGGGCACACCUUCAGCGAGGCGCUUUCUGCAACCUCUAUGUCAACUGCAUUUGACAGUGUGCACUGCCCGGAUAGACGAGAAUCAACGAGCAAAGAUUUCCUCGUCGGUCAUGAACGAGGCCGCGCGGACAUGCAUUCCGGAUAUUUUGUUCUGUCCAGACGCCAGCCUACGUUUGCGGGGCCUCGGCCAAUUCGAUGAUCAUCGUGUGAUAUAUGUAAAGGUGGAUCCGUUAAACUUUGAUCUUUAUAAACUGAAUCGCAGCUUUGCUGAGCUUUUCGGGAAAACUUCGUAUUCUCUGUCUGAAUAUGACAGUUACACACCUCACAUAACAAUUUUUCAGAUACGAGGCAGGCUUGACGAUCGCCGAUGCAUUCGCCAAACGUAUAAGCAGCUGAGUGAGGAAGACAUUGACUUCGGUGUUCAGCGCAUCAAAAACAUCCAGCUGCUGGAUAUAUUAUUGCCAAAGAAUGACUGCGAGUAA